AUGACGACGCCAAGAUCGAACCCUGAAACACCGAAACCUCAACGUACCAAUACUCGCCGCCGCUUAAGUUUAACCACCUCACCCUCAUCUCCAGCCUGUAAACCACGACGUCAUAAUAAUGAGAAGGAUAAAUCCAAAUGGUCUAUUCCCACACUCACCAAACCAACAGUUAUCAUUGGAUCUUCCAACAUCAGCAACAUCCCGUUCCUACAUCCAGAUACCCAAGCCGAAUCUUACCCUGGUGCCCGAAUUCAGCAUAUCAAUACAUUACUCUCCAAGAUCACUCCAACAACCAUUCCGAAAAAUGUGUUAUUUCAUGUUGGCCUAAAUAAUAAACAGGAAUCAGGAGAAUCCAUACACAGAAGAAUGCUGGAACUCCUCAAACUUGCCAAGUCGAAAUUUCCGUCUGCUACCCUUUACGCCACACAGAUUCCUUCCUCAAAGGAGCUACAAUUAGCUGAACCUCAUUUAGUCAAUAACCUCCAGAAGUUCAACAGUUUACUAUAUCAUAAACCGUCUACCAAUGCCCAUACUAUUCCUCGCUUCAAUGGAGUGGUCAAUGUCAUUUCGGAUAACAUCCACUGGAUGUCCCCCACUGCAAAAAAUCUACUCAAUUUUCUCUUUUCAACGAUAUUUGACAUGGGUGGUUUAAUACAAAAUUGA
This is a messenger RNA of Lottia gigantea (owl limpet), 663 nucleotides long. RefSeq lists its product as hypothetical. The transcript is spliced from 2 exons. The coding region runs from base 1 to 663 and encodes 220 amino acids. The record is from RefSeq and is a predicted model, not a curated record. Lineage: Eukaryota; Metazoa; Mollusca; Gastropoda; Lottiidae.